Molecule: messenger RNA, 2762 nt
Organism: Botrytis cinerea B05.10
Lineage: Eukaryota; Fungi; Ascomycota; Leotiomycetes; Helotiales; Sclerotiniaceae
Exons: 2
Coding region: 246-2309 (687 amino acids)
Biological process (GO): regulation of transcription by RNA polymerase II
Cellular component (GO): mediator complex
Molecular function (GO): transcription coregulator activity
Source: RefSeq, a predicted model, not a curated record
GGGUUAAUUGAGCGACUCCUACAUUUAUCAAGGUUAUUUGAGUUAUAAAAUCACAUAUACACACUUAGUUUCUAUAUGCGACGAUAACUUAUAUUUGAUUGGUCAUUAUAACCGUGACCGUACGAAAUCUCAUAGCUCUGAAGCUACGAGUACUUUGUUCUUCAACCCUUCUACCUCCCGUUUCAACAAGAAUAUAUUUCUUUACACCACAAGUCACCGCACAUUACUAUUCAACCGCCAUCAAUAUGGCCACUCCAACGCCAGGAAAGUACCCCGGUGUAGCAGCGACACCUCCAGUCUCAACCCCAUUUUCUACAUCCCAUCUAGCCUUUUCUCCCCAUGGACCGCGUUCUGUUGUGCCUUCUCCCUCUCAAAUCAAAAAGUCUAGUCCUGCAGGAACCUCAAUGUCGAAUCAAGCAUACAGUAUGGGGAUGGUGGGAUUUGACAGUCCGUCUGCGGCGUUGGCUUUAGGGAUGGGUGCGGAUGUCGUAGGAGAUUUGGGCAUUGAUUUACAAGGAAUUGGGGUAUUGGGUGGUGGCCCGGGGAAGGAUGAAGAGGAGAAGAGGAGGCGGUUGAUGGGCUGUGUGGAAAUUUUGAAACCUAAUAAAGGACGACUUAGUGAGGCAGGACUCGAACGACUAGCACGAAGGGUUGGAUUAGAAUGUUUGUGGGAAGAUAUGAUGGGAAGCGCCAGUAAUGGACGCACACUUAUUAUAGCAGGGAAUGCUCUUGCGCUCGACAUCGAUUUUGCGAAUAAUAUCGUUCAAAAAGUUUCACUAUCAUUUCCCGAUGCGCCGGAAUCAGUAACCAAACAUGAGAAGACAGCUUCAGAUAUACUUUUGAGGGAUUUGCAAUUCGAGGCCGGAGAGAGUCCAUUGACCAAAAUGCUAGAUCGAUUUGCAGCGAACCUAGAGAGAUUGACUAUGUUGGAUAAGUUGAGUGUUAUACCUGGGCUCAAUUGUCAUGAGGCGGUUGCUGGAAUCUUUUGCAGUUUGCAUAAGUUACAUAGUUGGGAGGUGGGAAGGCUGAAGGAGAACGAGAUGUUAGGAAUGGGGGAUGAGGACGUUGUGAGGGCUGCUAUGUGUACUAGGAGUGGCAUACCGAUCAUGCAUUCAAGAGAAAGACUAGGAUUAAGUAUCGAUUAUUGGCAGGAAAAACGACGGAUUCCAACAAAGGGGAAGAAACAGAACAGAAAGACAUGGUCGUUAUUGGUAGAGGUUGCGCCGUUACCUUCAAUGGGAGUGGGUGUAUAUACUCCUUUGCGUGUAUCUGAUAAGUGGAUAUCAGAUGAUGUUCAGCAAGCCAAUCCGGCAGUUGAUGAUCUAUUCCGAGCAGCCCAAUUACAAGAGGGGCCGAUUUUGAAUUGGCUAGAACCUGACAAUACCCUUUUACCGACAAGUCCCGAUAUCAAGUCUAGUGACCUAAACGUUGGGACGCAAAAAUUCCCAGAAGCAAUGUUCGUUGCGAAAUUCGAUCCACCAGUUGUAGUACCAUAUGCCAUCGCGAUGCAGAUCUACCAAUCGACACAAACGCCCUUUGAUUUUUCAGAAAUCACAACGUUUGAUGGACUUAUGUUUCCGUUAAGUGCGGAGGAAGCUUUGAAAACUAACGAGACACAGGCCAGAACUAUCAACGUAGAGAAAAAUGUCUCGGUUUGGGAUAGAGAGGGAAAGAAAGAGGCAAAGCAACAUUUUAAUACUUUGUAUAUUGAGAAGAUCGAUUAUGGAAGGAAGGUGGAAGAAGUAUCGUUUAGUCACCCAAGACAAUUGGUGGAGAUGUUGCCAUGUUUAAGACAAUUUGCUUUGUUGAGUACUGUGUUGAGGAAAAGUUUUGAAGCAGAGGAAAGGUCAAAAUCAAAAUCGAGAGGACCAUCAAAAUCUGAACCCCUAUCAAAAUCUUCCGAAAUAGACACUCUGAACCCUCCGACAAAGAAACAGGAAUUUGAGGACUUUAUGAAAGGUAUCAUUGCAACGCCGACAUCAAAAUCGGUUCUGGAGGAAUCGAAAAAGGAGAAGAAAGGCGAAUCAACGCAUCUAGAUGUUUCUUUAACAUUAACUCCAGUACCAAGAGUGGAAAUAGUAUUUGAGUUCAAGAAGAGAAGCGCGAAUGUGAUCUUCGAGAUUCAGGGGAAUGGGAGGGUGGUGGUUGCACAGGAGAAUAUUCUCAAUGGAAUGGGAGAGGAUGAAGUGAUGGAUGGAAUGGGAGAAGAAGGGAAAGCAAGAACAUUAACGAGUGAAGAUUUGGGUAGGAUGUUGGAGGUUUGUGAGGAUUUGGGGGUUUGGGUUGAGUGGAUUAAGGGGAGGUUGUAGAUUGGGUCUUAUUUGGGAUGUGCACCAAUAGCACGAGAACAGGAUGGAGGAGAGAAUGCUACGUAUAUGAGUGUAUGAUACCCAGGAAUUUGCCAUCUAUUUAUUAAUUCGUUCUACUAGUACAUGUCAUAUCAUGCAAGUGAUAUCAAAUGUUCUUCCCAAGACUUUUGAUGUAAAAAAUUGGAAAGGAAAAGAAGAAGAAAACGAUAUCUAGAGUAGAAACCCGAAGUCGAGGUUCUGACAUACAGAUUUCCUCGCUUUCCAUGGGUUUAGUUAAGUAAAAUCAAAGAAGAAACAAGUAUGUCCAGGGAAUCCAAAAACACAAUACCCAUCUCACCAAAAACACUCACACGGAGACAAUAUACACACUACUUACUCAAGUAUCUCCACCCACCCACCCAAACAUUUCCAUUCCAUCCCCUCCAAAAUCUCCCUCAUUUCAGCCUCCCUGCA